This is a messenger RNA of Melanotaenia boesemani (Boeseman's rainbowfish), 841 nucleotides long. RefSeq names its product myb-related transcription factor, partner of profilin-like. The transcript is spliced from 3 exons. Bases 83 to 727 code for a protein of 214 amino acids. Gene Ontology annotation, cellular component: nucleus. The record is from RefSeq and is a predicted model, not a curated record. Lineage: Eukaryota; Metazoa; Chordata; Actinopteri; Atheriniformes; Melanotaeniidae.
AUCUAUUAAGACUGCUCCUGUUAUCAUUUGCGGAGCAAACAGCAGUAUUUAAAUGAGGAUUUAGCGGCGCUGUUGCUUCGUCAUGGAGGGAUCCGGAGAGCCAGGUGGACGAAAACGUAAAAUGAAGUUCGAGCCAACUGAAGUCGAAAUAUUAGUGGAGGAGGCAAACAAAAAUCUAGCUGAGCUAGAGGGGAAGAAUUUAAAUAUCACCAGAAGGGCUGCAAUAUGGGAGGACAUCUGCAAAAAGGUAAAUGCAGUGGGACAAACAAAAAGAACUGCGGAUGAAGUGAAGAGGAGGUGGCACGAUCUGAGGAGGAGAACUAAAGGAAAAAUAGCCCAUAAUAAAAGAUCGGCAAAUAAGACCGGCGGGGGCCCAUCAGAAGAGAUUCCCCUGACCAAUGUUGAAGAGCAGGUUCAGCUCACCUUCUGCGAAGAGCAGAUAACAGGUGUGUCGGGGUAUGAUACGCUGGAGCAAGAUGCAGAGCAAGAUUUCGUUCCAGGGGUUCAGUCGCCACCUCAUUCUUCCCAUCAAGCCCAGGCAAGACCACCAGCAGCAGAGCCUCGAAAACAUUCCGAGGACAUGGAUGAAGAGCUGCUGCUGCAGCUAAAUAAACAGUCUGCAGUCCUUAAAGAUGGACUCUCAGCUGUUGCGCAAGAGAGCUGUCAGUUCCAGCGGCUCCAGAAUGCAGCAGCCAGAGCCCGGUCAGGGGACAGAGAGAACAAUUGAGACGCAGGCUGGAGGUGCGGUGCGCACUGUGCGUAAUCUGCGCAGGAGAAAAAUUGUAAAGAAAUAAAAUUAACUUCUGUUAAAUCAUGUGUGCUGUUCUUUAUUGAUUUAAAA